AUGACUUCGUAGUGAUGCAGUAUACAUUUUACAUUCUUCCCUAAAUUCUGCACUCAGCAAGAGAAUCCAAUCCCCUAGCAGAUUUUCCAAUUUUUCCUCUAUGAUUCUAACCUAAUUGUUUCUCACAAAUACAGAGAAUCAUCACAUAAUAGCACAUACAUAUACAUACAGCUCUACAAAGGUCGCUUUUUUUUUUUUUGGGCUAUGGAAGGAGGAGGCGUAGUGGAGAAAAGGGAGGGGCACAAUCGAAAACGACAACGUAUGACGUGGGACGUUGCUCCGCCGCCGUCUGAACGGGCAGAGAUGGGUAAUGAAAGAGACGGUGAGGAUUUCGAGGCUGGACCAUGCCCGGCUCCGGUGUUGCGUCGACACGUUUCGCCUCCGCGGAGGGAUGACGAUCGUGAGGGGCACUACGUGUUUAGCUUGGGCGAGAAUCUCACCCCGAGAUAUAAGAUACUCAGCAAGAUAGGUGAAGGAACAUUUGGCCGAGUAUUGGAAUGUUGGGAUCGUCAAACACGAGACUACGUUGCAAUCAAAGUUAUCAGAAGCAUUCAGAAGUAUCGUGAUGCAGCUAUGGUGGAGAUUGAUGUACUUCAGCGUCUUGCCAAGAAUGAUGAAGGCAAUUCAGGCUGUGUGAAGAUGCUAAAUUGGUUUGAUUAUCGCAAUCAUAUAUGUAUAGUGUUUGAGAAGCUUGGACCAAGUUUAUUUGAUAUUCUAAAGAGAAAUAAAUACACCUCAUUUCCUGUGGAUCUUGUUCGAGAGUUUGGCCGCCAGCUUUUGGAAUCUGUAGCAUAUAUGCAUGAUUUACGGUUAAUCCACACCGAUUUGAAGCCAGAAAAUAUACUUCUUGCAUCUUCUAAACUUGUGAAGCUUCCUGGCUUCAAGAAGAUAUCAGAUGAAACAAAUUUCAAGUGCUUGCCAAAGUCAAGUGCCAUUAAGCUGAUUGAUUUUGGUAGUACUGCACAUGAUAAUCAGAUUCAUAGCUCCAUUGUUUCCACAAGGCAUUACAGGGCACCUGAGGUUAUUCUAGGUUUAGGAUGGACAUACCCUUGUGAUAUUUGGAGCAUUGGCUGCAUACUUGUAGAACUUUGCACAGGAGAGGUAUUGUUUCAGACACACGAGAACUUGGAACAUUUGGCAAUGAUGGAGAGGGUAUUGGGACCUCUGCCAGAGCAUAUGAUUCGGAGAGCAAACCGGGGAGCAGAAAAGUAUUUCAAGCAAUCACGACUUAACUGGCCUGAAGGAGCAGUUUCUAGGGAGAGUAUACGAGCAGUGAGGAAGCUAGACCAGCUGAAGAAUCUCAUCUCCCGGCAUGCAGAUUCCUCGAAGUCGUCCCUCGUUGAUUUGUUGCAUGGCUUACUGAAGUUUGAUCCACGUGAACGUUUCACAGCUUGGCAAGCUCUCAAGCACCCCUUCUUUAAGAGCCUGACUUAAUAUUAUCUUAAUUAAGAUAUGGGUAAUGCGUCCUAGGGGUUUAGUAGUCCUGCUCUAUGGAACCAACCCUCUAUGUGAAAAAAAGAACUAUAGCGUUGGUCCCAAAUUUCUAUCUAUGCGUCUUAGAUAGAAUCAAAACUCUAGUGUAAUUCUGAAGGCACCGCAAACUUUGUGCGUGUUCAAUGAUUUCCUACUCAUGCUUUGUGCGCGAUAAGGUUUAGCUUCUUGUUGCUGUUUGGUAGAUGGAGAUAACCUGUUGUAUUGGAGUUGAGUAGAUAAAUGAAAAUAUUUGUCCCUUGGAGUA
Messenger RNA from Olea europaea var. sylvestris, 1738 nucleotides. Its product is annotated as serine/threonine-protein kinase AFC3. Gene Ontology annotation, molecular function: protein kinase activity; ATP binding. Gene Ontology annotation, cellular component: nucleus. Gene Ontology annotation, biological process: protein phosphorylation. The record is from RefSeq and is a predicted model, not a curated record. Bases 205 to 1434 code for a protein of 409 amino acids. NCBI's taxonomy places the organism in Eukaryota, Viridiplantae, Streptophyta, Magnoliopsida, Lamiales, Oleaceae. The transcript is spliced from 12 exons.